AUAAGCAUUGUUAGAGCUUAUGGUUAACACCCCAUUACAGUUGACAUUUUAAAGAGAGAGUCGGUGAAAAUUCAUGUACCUCUAGACUAUUGGAUGGAAGAAAUAUAGUUUCUAUGAGGCUUUAUUUGAAUUUUAAAGCUAAUCAAAAGUCAGCGGCAACCUACCCAAGAAGAGUACAAUGAUUAGAUCAUCAGAUAUGCAUAGGGCUAACAAAAUAUAAUUAGAUCAACUUUACCAUUGUUAGAGCACAUGAACCUAAAAUAUGUGACCAAAGAGAAAUCAAUUCCCACUUAUAUGAAAUGAUAUGUCCCAUGGAGUAAGAAGGGAGGCAAAAUUAAAUGGCAGAGAUUGCAGUAAACUUGGUCAUCAGCAAGUUAAGGCCCUUGCUGUCUGAUGAGGCCAAACUAUUGCUGGGCGUACAUAAAGAAGUUGCAGAAAUCAAAGAUUCACUGGAGCAUAUUCGGGCUUUUACUAAGGAUGCAGAUGCAAUGGCAGCAAAAGAAGACAGGAGCAACAUUGUAAAACUCUGGGUGAAACAAGUGCAGGAAGUUGCUGAGCGUAUAGAAGAUGUCAUAGAAGAGUACAAAAUCCGCGUGGCAGAGCUGCAACCUGAUCAACCGAGUAAAUCCAAAGGUUUCCUCAAAAAGGUUUCUCACCAGUUCAAAAGUCUCAAACAUCGGCGUGAGAUUACUUUAAAGAUUCAAAAUAUCAGAAAAUUACUCUUCCAAAUCAAGGGAAAAAAUGAUAGAUUCAAAUUCAAAGAGCAAGGAUCAAGCAGCAACACAAAAGAAGUUACAUGGCAUGACCCUCGACUGGCGGCCCAUUUCAUUGGGGAAGCUGAAGUUGUGGGCAUUAAUGACUCUAUAGAAGACGUGACAGCUUUGUUGGUGAAGGGCACAUCUAAACUCGCCACAAUUUCAGUCAUAGGCAUGGGCGGUAUUGGCAAGACCACUCUUGCCAAGAAAGCUUUUGACAACCCUAGAGUGAAAGAACAUUUUAACUGUCGUAUUUGGAUCACGGUAUCUCAAUCAUACAACAUGGAGGGGCUGCUGAAAGAGAUGAUAAGGCAAUACUAUAAAGCAAUGGGGCAGACAGCACCUGAGGAGAUCAACACCUUCAAUGUGAUAUCACUCGUCUUCAAACUGAGGGAAAGUCUACAAAAUAAAAGGUGUGUUGUUGUUUUUGAUGAUGUAUGCGAUGAAGAGUUUUGGGGAUCUAUAAUGCAUGUAUUUGAUGAUGAUGACAAGGGCACUAGAAUAAUAACCACAACACGUUAUUAUGAUGUUUCUACCUCAUGCAGAAAGUUUUCAAUUGUUUUUAUUCACGAAAUGCAACCUUUACCUCCUGAGAAGGCCAUGGAACUAUUUUGCAAUAAAGCAUUUAAGCACUCUGUCUUUGAGUGGAAUUGUCCCCCAGAACUAGAGGAACUGUCUUUUGACAUUGUUGAAAGAUGCCAAGGAUUGCCUCUUGCCAUUGUUGUGAUAGGCGGUCUACUGUCAAUCAAAGAAAUGAUUGUCUCUGAAUGGACAAGUUUUCUUGAUAAUCUCAGUUUUGAGCUAGACAGUGAUCCCCAUCUUGCAAAUAUUAAAAAAAUCUUGUCCUAUGGUUAUCACGAUCUGCCUUAUUACCUCAAAUCAUGUUUCUUAUAUUUUGGCAUGUAUCCUGAGGACUAUUCUAUAAGAUGUUCAAGAUUGAUUAAACAAUGGAUAGCUGAGGGUUUUGUAAAGGAAGAUGAGAAAGGUAAUACAUUGGAGGAGAUAGCAAAUGAAUACUUAUCUGAGCUCAUCCAUAGAAGCUUGGUUCAAGUUUCAAGUGUAAGUGUUGAUGGGAAAGCUAAACAUUGCCAUAUUCAUGAUUUGUUGCAUGAGUUCAUCCUUUCAAAAACUGCAGAGUUAAAUUUCUGUCAAGUUUUGGGGAAAAAGGACUCGAGUUUCUAUGGGAGAUGUCAGCGCUUGUCAAUUAACCAUUCCACUGAUAAUGUAUUGAACGCCAAUGAGAAGUCACAAAUUUGGGAUGAUCUUAGUCAUGGAAAAAGCAAAAAUAUGCGAAGAUAUAGGUAUCCCCUCUCCUUUCUUUUCAUUGACACUCAAAUGGGAAAUCAACCUGGAGAACUUGUAGGGAAGUUUCUUCAUCGUGGCAUUGCAAAUGGGCACCUUUUAAGGUUACAGAUUCUAGAUCUUGAACAUGUAUACAAACCUCAAUUGCCUGAAAAUUUAGGAGAUUUAACUCAUCUGAUUUAUCUAAGCCUGAGGUGGACUUUGCUAGAGAUCAUCCCAUCUUCAAUUGGCAAAUUACUUAACCUCCAAACUCUGGAUCUGAAGCAUACUAAUAUGAAGGCUCUUCCCAGUUCAAUACAGAAACUGCAGAAACUUAAGCACAUAUACAUAACCGGAAGUACAAUUCGACCUCAACUAGCCAUGCAGUAUCUCCAAAGUUUGAAGAAUCUCCAUACAUUGAAGGGGUUAUUUCUAGAAAGUUACCCUGAUCUAAGCAUCGGCCUGGACCAAGCUCCUUCAAAUCAAAGAAAAAGCAAGGGCCUAUACGAGGGCCUGGGCAUGUUGAUCAACCUUAGAGAAUUGGAGAUAGAACUUGAGCUUAUCCCAUCACAGCUAGAGAUUGUGAUAAAGCAUGUUAUAAAAUUGAAGCACCUUCAGUCUUUGAAGUUGACAUCAUAUUCUGCAACUGAAUCUUUUGGGCAUCUAAAGUUGGAGUCUUUUUCAGGACUUGAAAAUCUUUCCCGACUAGAGUUAUCUGGAGUAAUAGAUAAUCCAUCCAUUUUCAUAAACACAAAUGGACUCCCAAAAAAUUUAACUCGCCUUACUUUGGUAGACUCUGCACUUAGAGAUGAUCCAAUUCCAGUAUUACAGAAGCUUCACAACCUUAGAUCGCUGUAUCUCAAUGAUGGGUCUUACACAGGAAGAAGCAUUGUUUGCUCCACGGGAGGCUUUCCCCAGCUUCUUGUUUUGAAAAUGUCAUUUCUGUUCAAUUUGAAAGAAGUCAUUGUAGAAGAACUAGCCAUGCAAAAGCUCGUGGAGUUGGAGAUUGUAAACUGCCGUAAUUUGGAGGUCCUCACUGGGUUAAAGAAUUUAGAGACUCUCCAACAAUUGAAGUUAACAGAUAUUUCAAAAGAAUUCAUAUCAACAAUUGAAGAAACCAAAGGGAAAACUUUGGACAAUCUUGCCAUAAUUGUUAGGCGGCCAUGUGAACGGAACUCAGAAUUUAUGCAUAUUUAAGGUUCCUGACUCUAUUACUCAGCUGUACCAGAGAAUUGAAGUGAUGUUGGACAAAAGCCAGACAAGUCUCUUGUAGAUGACAUCUUGAAAUUCUAUUGUGUUCAUCUUGGGCUUGGGAGUAAUUGUCAUCUUUUCAUGCGUUGCUCAUCUAUUUGUUGCCCAGUUCAUUGCUAUUUCAUCAACAUGUAACUAUCAAAGUCUUUUCAUUACUGGUCUUGCAAAUAACUAGAAUAAAAUGGUAGACUUUGUUACUAGCAAAGUCAUUCCAUAUCUUGUUCCAUUUGUUUUUAUUGUCUUGUGUUCCUUUUCAUCUUUUUUGGAAUAAUGUCUCUGUAAAAUUGGCAACGUUUAUGGCUUAUUGGCAAGUUUGAAUAAAUAGAAACUGUGUUGUAGGUUUGUUU
Quercus robur (English oak) is the source of this 3634-nucleotide messenger RNA. RefSeq names its product putative disease resistance RPP13-like protein 3. Gene Ontology annotation, biological process: defense response to other organism. Gene Ontology annotation, molecular function: ADP binding. Lineage: Eukaryota; Viridiplantae; Streptophyta; Magnoliopsida; Fagales; Fagaceae. The coding region runs from base 339 to 3233 and encodes 964 amino acids. The transcript has 2 exons. The record is from RefSeq and is a predicted model, not a curated record.